CUUCGUCGGCUGCCUGUCGCCAUCGUGAAUGCUUGUCGUAUCCUUGCCUUCCGUUGCGUCAUUCCGAUUGGAAAGAGUUUCUCCUUGAACCUUGCUGAGGUCUUCAUGACCGCGACGUACAUCACGAUUAUGUUUACAUGGACGUUGAUCAACUCUAACAGCACAACUGGUGUCAAAUAUGACCCAGCUUACUAUGCAAACCGCGCGGGGAAUAUCGCGUCUGUUCAGACCGUGCUCGUUGUCGCUCUCGGGAUGAAGAAUAACGUAAUCUCCCUCAUCACUGGAGUUGGAUCUGACAGGUUGAACUAUCUUCACCGUAUGACUGCUCGAGUGAUUUGUGUAUUGCUGUGGAUCCAUGCUGGUGGUCGAUUCAAAAUUGGAUUGAAGGGCGACACUACUCUCCACAACGCUUGGAUGCGAGCAGGCCUUCUUUCGAUUACUGCGUUCACUGUCCUGUGUAUUGUAUCUCUCAGACCUAUCCGCGCUGUGGGAUAUGAGUUCUUCUUUGUUGCUCAUUUCCUCCUUGUCCUGAUCAUGCUCCUUGGCGGAUAUUUCCAUGCGGCUGAAGAAGAAAUGGGUCAUUACCUCUGGCCAUCUCUCUUCCUCUGGGCUCUCGAUCGAUUCGUUCGGCUGUGCCGCGUGGUUGUGUUCAAUCAUUCGUACUUUGGGUUGAAGUCUGGCCUCGGAACAUUCAAUGCUACCGCAGAGGUUGCCGCACCAGGAUUCGUGCGACUCACAUUCAAACGGCCCAAACACCUUCACUGGUCCGCCGGCCAGAACGCGUUCCUCACGAUGCCCGGUGUUUCCACCCUUCCAUUCGAGAGCCACCCCUUCACUAUCGCAAAUGCGGACAUCAGCCGCGAGAGGACGGAAGAAGACCUUGUUUUUCUUGUCAAUACGCGCGAAGGAUUCACGAAGCGUCUCAUGGACAUUGCAAAGACCAGAGGUUCUUUGAAAGUAUUCGUCGACGGUCCUUAUGGAGCUCCACCUCGCCUUGAAGGCUUCCAUACGGUUGUCCUUAUCGCUGGUGGUUCAGGAAUAACGUUUACGAGUCCCCUAUUGGUCGACCUUGUACAUCGUGCUCGCAAGGAGCCUUCUGUGACGAGGAAUGUUGUCUUUGUUUGGGCAAUUCGCCAUCCUGAUCACAUUAACCUUAUCUAUGGAGACCUCCUCGAAACACUCAGCAAUCUCCCCGCCAACCUCAACGUCGACGCUCGCAUCCAUAUCACUGGUUCAGAAGACUCUGCACUCCUUUCCAGCGAAUCAUCUUCCGUUACCACCGAUACCGAGGAGGAUGAAAAGGCAAUGUCGAAGAUGCUCCGGCUACCAAAGACUCAGGUCAGCCAGGGGAGGCCUGAUGUCGAAGAUAUCCUCAAGGAUGCCUGCUCCCUUGCACAAGGCGAGGUGUCUGUGAACGUAUGCGGUCCUGCCGGUUUGACGGAUCGUGUGCGCGGCGCUCUGCGUUCUGGAGCCGCAAGCCCAUUGAGCAUUCUCAAAGGUGGUCCAAGCAUUGAGUUAUUUGUCGAACACUUUGGGUUCGCAUAAAUAUUUAUUCGACCCCGCUUCUUGGUUUAGAACGAUCUCACAGGAGAUCGUAGGACUGGUUGCCAUUCGCCAUUUAGAUUGAUCGCCUUCCAUGGUGUGUGUGCAGCUGCGCAUGUAUACGCUACUACGAUGUCUCCAUAGAAAGCGAAGUGUAUGUUAUUUUCACUGUAUCAAGAGAGCUUAGGCGUUGUCUUUCACCGACGACGCGUGAAGGCAAUAGAGAUAGCAGCUC
Messenger RNA from Heterobasidion irregulare TC 32-1, 1777 nucleotides. Its product is annotated as ferric reductase. Lineage: Eukaryota; Fungi; Basidiomycota; Agaricomycetes; Russulales; Bondarzewiaceae. Gene Ontology annotation, molecular function: ferric-chelate reductase activity. Bases 106 to 1545 code for a protein of 479 amino acids. The record is from RefSeq and is a predicted model, not a curated record. Gene Ontology annotation, cellular component: plasma membrane. Gene Ontology annotation, biological process: intracellular iron ion homeostasis; iron ion transport; copper ion import. The transcript is spliced from 14 exons.